UAGUAAUACUUUGCUUUUCGGUCAAGUUGAAAAAAUACGACAAAACCUUCGAGAUAACGUAUUUUCUUUAUUUAUUGACGCAACUAAAUUUUGUCAUGGGUUUGUCCGUCUGUACAGCUGUCACCACUGUCACCCACCACCCACCUCGCAAAUAAGCGUGGCUGAUGACCCCUCCUUUUUGUUGUGACUAAGGAAUGUUUGUAGCUAUGGAGGACUGGAAGCUCCUCGUUCAGAAUGAAUGAUUAUUUAUUUAGGAAACUCUUGGGCAGCCUUUCAUUCUGUUCCAAGAAAUGUCUUUGGUAGACGGACCAAGAAUCACUGCUGAUGUUAGUUUGCCCUAUGUCAACAUUCCACUUUAUCACAUUCAACAGAAGUAUAAUUGGGAUUGUGGAAUAUCUUGUGUUUUAAUGGUGCUCCCUGAGGAGAAAAGGAAAGAUCUCCUUAAAAAUUUUACUGAUGUUUGUGCUGAUGAAGGUUUUUUCAAAAGUACUUGGACUAUAGACCUGUGCUAUUUAUUGCUGCGAUAUAACAUACCUCACAAAUAUUGCACGAUUACUUUGGGCGUACAUCCGGAUUAUGUCAAUCAGAAUUUCUAUGACAAAAUACUGCUCAAGGAUGAAGUACGAGUUAACAAAAAGUUUGAACAAGCUGCUAACAGGGGCAUGUCUAUAAGAAAAGCAUCACUCUCUGAUGUUGAUUUGCAACAUCAUUUGUCUGAAUGUGGACCAAUAAUAUUGCUGACAAAUGCAAAUUUAUUACAUUGUCAAGUAUGUAAUAGCUCGCGAUCGUUUUCGGAUGAGCUAAAAGCAUGUCUGCCAUGGAGAACUGGAAAUUCCAGUGUCAAAGUACCUGUUGAAUAUCAUGGACACUACAUUGUCCUAUGUGGUUAUAAUAUGUCGGAGCAGAGCUACUUAUAUCGAAAUCCAACUUAUAAAGACAAGAUCUGCUCUAUGACCUAUGAUGCUAUGACGGAGGCGAGAAAAAGUCAUGGAACUGAUGAAGACGCUGUUCUUAUUUUCCAACGCAAAUGGAUUUAGAAGAAAAGUAUUUAUUUUGUACUUGUCAAUUUUUUAACUUUAGUGUGUGUUAACUUAUAACUAGUCCCCAUAAAAAAAGCCGAUUUAGUAA
Frankliniella occidentalis (western flower thrips) is the source of this 1128-nucleotide messenger RNA. Its product is annotated as protein GUCD1. Bases 291 to 1037 code for a protein of 248 amino acids. NCBI's taxonomy places the organism in Eukaryota, Metazoa, Arthropoda, Insecta, Thysanoptera, Thripidae. The record is from RefSeq and is a predicted model, not a curated record. The transcript has 5 exons.